AUGCCACUAAGAUAUAAAUUUUCAGUAGGAUCGAUUGAUAUGGAUAGUGUUCAAGAAAAACACCACAAAACAUGGUGUGUUGUAGGCUAUAUUAUAAAUUUGUUUAAACCAAUAAGAGAUCCAAAGAAAAAUCUUAAAAAAAUGACAAUAAAUAAUAAAAUAAUUUAA
Messenger RNA from Dictyostelium discoideum AX4, 168 nucleotides. RefSeq lists its product as hypothetical. Bases 1 to 168 code for a protein of 55 amino acids. Lineage: Eukaryota; Evosea; Eumycetozoa; Dictyosteliales; Dictyosteliaceae. The transcript has a single exon. The record is from RefSeq and is a predicted model, not a curated record.